Molecule: messenger RNA, 4611 nt
Organism: Electrophorus electricus (electric eel)
Lineage: Eukaryota; Metazoa; Chordata; Actinopteri; Gymnotiformes; Gymnotidae
Product: C-Jun-amino-terminal kinase-interacting protein 4
Biological process (GO): vesicle-mediated transport
Cellular component (GO): cytoplasm
Molecular function (GO): kinesin binding; signaling receptor complex adaptor activity; MAP kinase scaffold activity
Source: RefSeq, a predicted model, not a curated record
CUUUCGUAUCCACGCCCCUUCUUUAACCCGCUUUUGAGUAAUUGAUAUCACUUCGCAAGAGAGUAACUUGGAAACUAUCAACAAGUGGGUCUCGAACUUAAUCGAAUUUAUAGUAAGAGACAGAGAAUGGCCACCAAAACACCACCGGAUAUUAGCUAGGAUUAUCUUAAUAUAGUGUCACUAUGUUGGAGUUCUUUGAUAAAAUAUUUAGUGUGUAUUUGAAGUGUGAAAUGGAUGAGGGAGAAGCAGACAGAAGUUUUGCACACUUUUAUAAACUAGUUGUGGUAGUUGAGUAGGUGUUCACACACUUAAUUUAUAACAGAACAUAUAUUUUUGAGGUGAGAGGGUCCAGGAAAUGCAAUCUAGAGAGUGGAAGUAAAGGGAGUGUGAAACACCAGGAGGCUUUAAGUCAGAUAUUGAAAUCAGAUAUCAGUGAUUGAAAAGAAGUUGAAAAAGCAGGAAUGGAGUGUGGUGAAUCUUUUCUGGGUGGAACAGGAGAGCUGGAACUGGACCCAAACAUUGUAAGCGAGGAGGCAGGAAAACUGUAUACAGAACUCCAGUCAGUGGUAGACACUCAUGGGUCAGAUGUGGUUGAGUCGCUGCUCCCCAUCCUGGUGUGGGUUCUGGAAGGGCUGGCCAGCUGUCGGUCCCAACUGAGGGAGAAGGAGACAGCAGUGGAGAAAGAAAAGGAGGAGAGGACAGAGCUGUUGGAGAGGUAUGAGAGGGAGCGUACUCUGAGGAGAGAGAGUCAGGAGCGCUAUCUGGAGUUAGAGGACCAGUUUGAGCAGGAGAGGAGGAUGAUGCGUGCAAGAGAGAAAGAGAAGGAGAAGAGAGAGAGAGAUCUGGAGAAGAAAGCCAGAGAGCAAGCUGACCAAUUAGGGGCUUUAGAGGAGCAUAGAGCAAGCUUGGCCAGAGAAUUUAACACACUGAAACAUGCACAUAAUAAGCUAGCGCUGAAUUACCGGGAUAUGCUGGAAAAAAAGAAGGAGCUAGAGAAGGAAGGCUUCCCUCUAAGGAGUCGCAAUCUCUCUAAAUGCACAGAGGCUGCAUCUAUUCAGGGGCAAUUAGACAAUGCAGUCUCCCAACAGCAUGAGCCAGCACCUGAUGUCACCCCUGACCCUGCUCAAUCAGACUUAACAGCUACUAAUUGCAGUGAAGUGAUCAAACCGGAACCUCCCAGUGAUCUGUCAUUUAUCAAUACUCUCAUGAGCUCUACCCCUGAGUUGGCCCACUUUCAAUGCCUUGUUGAAGCAAGCACCCCUGUUCGAACAGAUGGCAGAGAACUGAACUGCAGUCAUGAGGAGAUGAGACAGACCCAGGUGAAAGAGGGAAGUAAGGAGGAAGAGAAUAAAAAACCUGAGGAAAAAGAGAGGGAGGAGGAGGAAGAGGAAGAAAGUAAUAACCGUUUGGAGUGGGAGAUGAGAAACACAGAUUCUGUGUUCUCUGAGCUUUCAGAAUUAAGCCAGGAAUACAUAGAGAGUGUGGACCAAGGAGUCUGCGUAAGAGGCAGCACAGACCAGUUUGAGGAGAUUCUUUCACAGAAUGAGGAACUGAAACACACCCAUGAGUUGGUGGAUGCUGCUCGUAAAGCUCUUAUUUGGCGUGUAGAGGAACUGACUAAUGAAAGGUCUGCUCUGAACCUGGAGCUCACUUCCUGUCGAGAAACCAUCAUUCGCCUGGAGGCCAAAUCUAAGGAGAUGGAAGAGGAUACCAAACGGCUGCAUGAAGAGCUGCAGUUAGCUCAGGCCGAGGACCCUGAUGUAAGCGCUUCUCUGCCUACCUCAUGCCGGCGCUUCUCCCGUUCAGAGAUGGCGCGGGUGGUCAUGGAGAAGAACCAGUAUAAAGAGCGGCUGAUUGAACUACAGGAAACUGUGCGCCGCUGUCAGACUCUUCGAGUCACUAAUGAUGAAAGCAUCCCAGGCAACAGAAAAAGUGUAUGGAAGAGGUUUAACCGCUUUCUUGGUUUGAGUAAGUACCAGCUGGCCCCAGGUGCAACUCUGGAUCUUACUCUGCCAUCGGUGCAGCCUUCCCACUCACAAAUGGGAUCUCCACAUCACCUCUCUGUCGACCAAUCACAGACAAAGGAUUCCCCAUCUCCCAGGCUAAGGAAGAGGGAGCUGUACAGGGAGAUCCGCUCUCAUGUAUGGGGAGCUCUGGGAAAGCGGCAGGUGCAUGGCUGGAGCAUGCCCCUUUCACACACAAACCUGCAGAACAAUGACCCACCUCAGGAGCCUAAAAACGUGCCUGUCCUCACACAGUUGAGACUGCUUGACCAAAGAGAUGCUUCUGCUAAGCUGACAUGUGCUGUAGCAGUUCCCCCGAAGGUGUCUGGAGAGCAGAGUUGUUCAGUCUGGGCCAUCAGUCGACCUGCCUCCAGUAGUGAUGUCACAGUGAUUGACCCGGCGCGAUCCAAUACCAUCCUGGAUCAGUUCAGCCUCCCACCCACCUGUCCAGCUCUGUGCAUUUGUGCUGUGCCUCCCACUGAUGCAACUUCUGGGACUGUGUGGAUUGGAACAGAGGAUGGGGGAGUGUUUGUUCAUUCAGCCUCAGCCUCUAGGCGGUGUUGCUUGCAGUCUGUCAGCCUCCAUGAAGGGGUGCAUUCUCUCACGUUCUCACCUGGUCAAGUGAUAGCUGGAUUAAGCAAUGGGACCCUUGCAUUUUUCAAGCACAAUUCAGGUGGAUGGGAUCUUCAGUCACAUGAAGUCUUUUCAUUGGGCACAUCCCCUUUGCAGCCCAUUCGCUGUUGCUUGGUGAAGAAAGACCGUCUCUGGGUGGCAUAUUGGAACAAAGUUUACAUGAUUGAUGUCAAGGAUUGGAAAGUAGAGAAAUCAUUCACAGUGUCACUUCGAAGUGAACAGCAGGUGCGCUUCCUCUGUGCAGCAGGAAGUGGAGUUUGGGCUUCCUGUCGUCUAGAUCCUAGCCUUAGGCUUUUUGAUUGGACAACUGGACGGCCACUACAGGAGGUUGAUGUGUCUUCCAUGAUUACUAAAACUUUAGGCCCUGCUUUCCUGUCCCUUUCUCCUCUUCAGAUCUCUGCCAUGUGUGUAGCGAGUGGGCGGCUGUGGGUGGGCACAGGAAGUGGUGCCAUUUUCUCUGUCCCACUGUCACUCAGUUCAGAGUCGUCUAUUCCAUACUGCUCUCUAGGUUCAGCUCAGCUGUGUUUCCAUGGCCACCGACAAGCAGUUAAAUUUAUCAUCUCUGCUCCAGACUGUCGUAGUUCCUCUCCUACUGCAGAUGACUCUGUUCCUGCCUUUCAUCUCAUUCUCAGUGGUGGAGAGGGUUACAUUAAUUUCCGCAUAGGAGAUGAUGCCAGUGAUGGAGCUAGUGAGGCUGCCCCACAGAGAUCAGAACGCAGUCACAUGUUCAUCUGGCAGAGUCCAACUUCAUCAGUUCCUAGCCUCUCGCUUUGAAUAUGGUGUCAUUCACAGCUUUUACUAUCCAACCAAACUCGUUUUAUCUGUCCUGUCUGGACACCUGCCUUUUUCUGCACCAAGAUAUGGCACCUUCUCUAAAAAAUACCUUUAACUAAGGAAGGGUUCUUUAAAAAAAAAAAAAAUCAAAUGUGAGUGACUAAUACAUUUGUAUUACCUAUUGCCUAGAGGCUAUCUGUGUGUGUGUGUGUUUCGGAGUGCUGCGUGUACUUACAGGUUGAUCAAUGCAUGUCAACAUUUUGUGUUUUAUUGUGUGCUGAUGAAAGUUGCAGUGUAGUUUUGUUUAUUUUCUGUGUUUUGCUGAGCCUCACUGGUGGAAAAUCCUCUGCGAUUUAAGUCAUCCUGUUUUACGCCUUCCAAAUUUCUGUCUGCAUUUAUUUGUUUGUUUCUGUGCUGAUGUUUUUGGGGGUUUUUUUCCCCUUUAAAUUCUGAUUUCCACCAGACUAAAUGAUUGAGAGCUAUAUUUAUUGACACCAUUAUCAUGGCGUCUUUUUAGAUUUGUACUUUUGUUCUUAGAUGUACUUCUCUUGAAAGGUAAGAUUGCAUACAUGUUGUGUUGCCUUUUAAAAUGGGACUUUUUUUAACAAAUUCAGGGUGGAUUUAUUUCAAGUUGAUAAUGCAAGUAAAUAUUAACAUGGAGAAUGUAGAGAUGUUGAUAGUUGCUCUCCACAGUGAAGCUGCUAAUGUUAGCUCAGCACAGCUAUGCAAAAACUAUGCAAAUGAAAAUGAGUUCAGUUUGGUUAACCUGCAUUGCCAGCUAGGUUUAACAUACAAACAGUUUCAUGUUGAUACACUAAAUUUAGUAAUGUCUAAUAUGAGAUUAUCUGAUCUAUUUUUGAUUUUGACUGUAGAGGAGUGAUCUAAAGUGAUCCAAGUGAUGUCCUCUAUGGUUUCAUGUCUAAUUUACUGUGUAUUUUUGUUAUUUGACUUUAAUUUUGCAGUAUUUGAAUAAGUGAAAGUGUAUAAAUGACUGCAGUAAGUGUUGGUUUUGGUUGUUUUCUAUAGGCUAAUCUCAUAUGUUAAUUAUUCAGUACUCAAAAUGUUAUGGAAAUGGCCUUGUAAAGACACAACUUUGAACUGUAUUAUGAAAGAAAAGUUCAAAAUUACUUUUGUAAGUACAAUAUUUUUUAUUAAAAAUAUGAAAUGUUCCAAUUAAAAUGACAAUAAAACCUCAAAAUGA